AUGUCGUCCUGGCUUGGGGGCCUCGGCUCCGGCUUGGGCCAGUCGCUGGGUCAAGUCGGAGGCAGCCUGGCUUCCCUCACUGACCAGAUUUCAAACUUUACAAAGGAUAUGCUGAUGGAGGGCACGGAGGAAGUAGAAGCAGAAUUACCUAAUUCUAGAAGAAAGGAAAUUGAAGCCAUUCAUACAAUCUUAAGAUCAGAGAAUGAGAGACUCAAAAAACUUUGUACUGAUUUAGAAGAGAAGCAUGAAGCAUCAGAGCUUCAAAUAAAGCAGCAAUCUACAAGUUAUCGAAAUCAACUACAACAGAAGGAGGUAGAAAUCAGCCAUCUUAAAGCAAGACAGAUGGCCCUGCAGGAUCAGCUGCUGAAGCUGCAGGCGGCUGCUCAGGCCACACCGUCAGGAGCUGGCGGUGUACCGGCAGCCCCUGUGCCCUCGCCAUUCGGCUACCGUGUCAGUCACCAUGCUUCAGCUUUCCACGACGAUGACAUGGACUUCGGUGACAUAAUUUCAUCACAACAAGAAAUAAACAGGUUGUCAAACGAAGUUUCAAGACUUGAGUCUGAAGUUGGUCAUUGGAGGCAUAUUGCUCAGACUUCUAAAGCACAAGGAUCAAAUAGCUCUGAUCAAAGCGAAAUCUGCAAACUACAAAGUAUCAUUAAGGAACUCAAACAGACUCGAAGUCAGGAAAUCGAUGACCAUCAACAUGAAAUGUCCGUUUUACAGAAUGCACAUCAACAGAAAUUGACGGAAAUAAGUCGUCGGCAUCGAGAAGAAUUAAGUGACUAUGAAGAACGAAUUGAAGAACUAGAAAACCUGUUACAACAAGGUGGCUCAGGAAUCGUAGUAACUGAUCACUCGAAAAUCCAUGAGAUGCAAAAAACCAUACAGGAUCUACAAAAUGAAAAAGUAGCGUGUGUAAAACAAAUUGAAGAACUUGAGGAUAAAAUAAAAGACAUAAAUAAAAAAUUAUCUUCUGCAGAAAAUGACAGAGAUAUUUUGAGGAAGGAACAAGAACGCUUAAAUGUUGAAAACAGACAAAUAACAGAAGAAUGUGAAAGCUUGAAAUUGGAAUGUAGUAAAUUACAGCCAGAUGCUGUGAAGCAGAGUGAUCCUGUGACAGAAAAAGAACGAAUCCUUCCCCAGAGUACGUUGGUGGAAGAGGAGGUCCUCAGACUGCAGCAAGCACUGUCUGAUGCUGAAAAUGAAAUUAUGAGACUGAAUAAUUUAAACCAGGAUAACAAUCUUGCUGAAGACAAUUUGAAACUUAAAAUGCAUGUUGAAACUUUAGAAAAACAGAAGUCCUUAUUGAGUCAAGAAAAGGAAGAGCUUCAGCUAUCACUUUUAAAAUUGAACGGUGAAUAUGAAGCAAUUAAAAGUACAGCUGCGAGAGACAUGGAUUUGAAUUCAACGUUACAUGACUUAAGAUUGACUUUAGAGGCAAAGGAACAGGAACUCAGUCAGAGUCUCACUGAGAAGGAAAUACUGGUAGCUGAGUUAGAGGAACUGGACAGACAGAACCAAGAAGCUACAAAGCACAUGAUUCUGAUGAAAGAUCAGCUAUCAAAACAACAAAAUGAGGGAGACAGCAUCAUUAGUAAACUGAGAGAAGAUCUAAAUGAUGAAAACAGGAGAGUCCAUCAACUUGAGGAUGAUAAAAUGAACAUGACUAAAGAGCUAGAUGUGCAGAAAGAAAAGUUAGUUCAAAGUGAACUCGUCCUGAAUGAUUUGCAUUUAGCCAAGCAGAAGCUUGAGGAGAAAGUAGAAGAUUUAGUAGAUCAGCUAAAUAAAUCACAAAAAAGUAAUUUAAACAUGCAGAAGGAGAACUUUGGACUUAAGGAACAUAUUAAAAAAAAUGAGGAAGAGCUUUCUAGAGUCAGGGAUGAAUUAACUCAGUCUCUAAAUCGAGACUCUGGCAGUGAUUUUAAGGAUGACUUACUUAAAGAAAGGGAAGCCGAAGUCAGAAACUUAAAGCAAAAUCUUUCAGAAAUAGAACAGCUCAAUGACAAUUUAAACAAAGUUGCUUUUGAUCUCAAAAUGGAAAAUGAAAAAUUGGUUUUAGCAUGUGAGGAUGUAAGACAUCAGUUGGAAGAAUCCAUUGCUGGUAGGAAUCAGAUUUCUCUGGAAAGAAAUGCUAUUGUGGAGGCUCUAAAAACGGAAAAAGGAGAGUUAGAAGCAGAAUUGAGUCAGGCAGAACUGAGGCUAUUAGAAGAAGCCGGUAAGUAUGAGCAGACGAUUAAAGAACUAUCGAAGGCACAUGACUUGAGUACCUCUGCUUUACGACUGGAACAGCAGCGUUUAACGAAACUCAGUCAAGAGAAAGACUUUGAAAUAGCAGAACUCAAAAAGAACAUUGAACAGGUGGAUACUCGUCGUAAAGAAACCAAGGAAAUUUUGUCCUCUAGUUUAGAAGAACAGAAGCACUUGACACAACUUAUAAGCGAGAAGGAAAUUUUUAUCGAAAAACUUAAAGAAAGAAGUUCAGAGCUUCAGGAGGAAUUAAAUAAAUAUACUGAGGCCUUAAGAAAAAACGAAAUUUUAAAACAAAGCAUGGAGGAGAAAGACAGAAGUCUUGGGUCCAUGAAAGAAGAAAACAAUCAUCUAAAAGAAGAACUGGAACGGCUCCGGGAACAGCAAAGUCGAACUGCGCCUGUGGUGGAGCCUAAAUCCCUUGAUAGUGUUACAGAGCUAGAAUCUGAGGUGUUGCAACUGAAUAUUAUAAAGGGGAAUCUCGAGGAGGAAAUAAAACAUCAUCAAAAGAUUAUUGAAGAUCAAAACCAGAGUAAAAUGCAGCUGCUUCAGUCUUUGGAGGAGCAGAAGAAGGAAAUGGAUGAGUUUAAGUGCCAGCAUGAGCAAAUGAAUGUCACACACACCCGACUCUUCUUAGAGAAAGAUGAGGAGAUUAAGAAUUUACAGAAAACAGUUGAACAAAUCAAAACCCAGUUGCAUGAAGAAAGACAGGGCGUUCAGACGGAGAAUUCUGAGAUCUUUCAAGAAACGAAAGUACGGAGCCUUAACAUAGAAAAUGGCAGUGAGAAACAUGAUUUAUCUAAAGCCGAAACUGAGAGAUUAGUAAAAGGAAUAAAAGAACGAGAAUUAGAGAUUAAACUUCUAAAUGAAAAGAAUAUAUCUUUAACGAAGCAGAUUGAUCAGCUGUCCAAAGAUGAGGUUGGCAAACUCACUCAGAUCAUCCAGCAGAAAGACUUGGAGAUACAAGCUCUUCACGCUAGAAUUUCUUCAGCUUCCUACACCCAGGAUGUUGUCUACCUUCAGCAGCAGCUGCAGGCCUACGCUAUGGAGAGAGAACAAGUAUUAGCUGUUUUGAAUGAGAAGACCAGGGAAAAUAGCCACCUGAAAACGGAAUACCACAAAAUGAUGGAUAUCGUUGCUGCCAAAGAGGCAGCUCUCGUGAAGCUGCAAGAUGAAAAUAAAAAAUUGUCCACCAGAUCUGAAGGUGGUGGCCAAGACAUGUUUAGAGAAACUGUUCAGAAUUUAUCACGCAUCAUUCGAGAAAAAGACAUUGAGAUAGAUGCGUUAAGUCAGAAAUGCCAGACCUUAUUGACGGUUUUACAAACGUCCAGCACGGGGAAUGAGGUUGGAAGUGUCAACAGCAAUCAGUUCGAGGAGCUUCUACAGGAACGCGACAAAUUGAAACAACAAGUAAAGAAGAUGGAAGAGUGGAAGCAGCAGGUGAUGACCACGGUCCAGAAUAUGCAGCACGAGUCCGCCCAGCUUCAGGAAGAACUCCACCAGCUUCAGGCACAAGUUUUGGUCGACAGCGAUAAUAAUUCUAAAUUACAAGUGGACUAUACUGGCUUGAUCCAAAGUUACGAGCAGAAUGAAACCAAACUCAAAAAUUUUGGGCAGGAGCUAGCACAAGUUCAGCACAGCAUAGGGCAGCUGUGCAGUACCAAAGAUCUUCUCUUAGGAAAACUUGAUAUCAUUUCGCCUCAGCUCUCGUCUGGAUCAUCGCCUCCUUCCCAGUCAGCAGAGUCUCGUGGAACAGCUAAGCCCGAUACAGCGAGGGAGUCUUCUAAACAGGAGCUGGAAGAGCUAAGAAAGUCACUGCAGGAAAAAGAUGCAACAAUUAAAACGCUCCAGGAAAAUAACCACAGAUUGUCUGAUUCGAUUGCUGCCACCUCAGAGCUAGAAAGAAAAGAACACGAACAGACAGAUUCAGAAAUUAAGCAGCUAAAGGAGAAACAAGAUGUCUUACAAAAGUCACUUAAGGAGAAAGACCUCUUAAUCAAAGCCAAAAGUGACCAGUUACUUUCUUUAAAUGAAAAUUUCACCAACAAAGUGAAUGAAAACGAACUUCUGAGACAGGCAGUAACCAACCUGAAGGAGCGGAUAUUGAUUUUAGAAAUGGACAUUUGUAAACUUAAAGAAGAAAAUGAAAAAAUAGUAGAAACAACCAGGGAAAAGGAAACGGAAUAUCAAGCAUUACAGGAGACUAAUACGAAGUUUUCCAUGAUGCUUCGAGAAAAAGAGUUUGAGUGCCAUUCAAUGAAGGAAAAGGCUCUCGCGUUUGAGCAGCUACUGAAAGAAAAAGAGCAGGGCAAGACUGGGGAGUUAAAUCAGCUUUUAAAUGCAGUUAAGUCAAUGCAGGAGAAGACAGUUAAGUUUCAACAGGAGAGAGAUCAGGUCAUGUUGGCCCUGAAACAGAAACAAAUGGAAAACAGUGCUUUACAGAAUGAGGUUCAACAUUUACGCGACAAAGAAUUACGCUUAAACCAGGAGCUAGAGAGAUUGCGUAACCAUCUUUUAGAAUCAGAGGAUUCUUACACCCGCGAAGCUUUGGCUGCAGAAGAUAGAGAGGCCAAACUGAGAAAGAAAGUCACAGUAUUGGAGGAAAAGCUAGUUUCAUCUUCUAAUGCAAUGGAAAAUGCAAGCCAUCAGGCCAAUUUGCAGGUAGAGUCGCUGCAGGAGCAGUUGAAUGUGGUCUCCAAACAAAGGGAUGAAACCGCACUGCAGCUUUCUGUCUCUCGGGAACAAGUAAAGCAGUAUGCUCUGUCACUCUCCAACCUCCAGAUGGUGCUAGAGCACUUCCAGCAAGAGGAAAAAGCUAUGUAUUCUGCUGAACUAGAAAAGCACAAACAGCUUGUUGCUGAAUGGAAGAAAAAGGCAGAAAAUCUGGAAGGAAAACUGAUGUCAUUACAGGAGCGUUUCGAUGAAGCAAAUGCUGCAUUGGAUUCAGCAUCAAGACUUACAGAACAGUUAGAUUUAAAGGAAGAACAAAUUGAAGAACUUAAAAAACAAAAUGAACUCCGACAAGAAAUGCUGGAUGAUGUACAAAAGAAAUUGAUGAACUUAGUAAACAGCACAGAAGGAAAAGUGGACAAAGUCCUAAUGAGAAACCUCUUCAUUGGACAUUUCCACACGCCGAAACAUCAGCGCCACGAGGUGCUACGAUUAAUGGGAAGCAUCCUGGGUAUCAAGAGGGAGGAAAUGGAGCAGUUGCUUCACGAAGAUCAGGGUGGUGUUACCAGGUGGAUGACUGGGUGGCUUGGAGGAGGAUCAAAAAGUGUCCCCAACACGCCUCUGAGACCAAAUCAACAGUCUGUGCUUAAUAGUUCUUUUUCAGAACUUUUUGUUAAAUUUCUAGAAACAGAAUCUCAUCCAUCUCUUCCACCACCAAAGCUUUCUGUUCAUGAUAUGAAACCUCUGGAUUCACCAGGAAGGAGAAAAGUAGUUACAAAUGUACCAGAAAGUUUUAAAGAUACCACAGAAUCCAGAACUGGUAGAAGAGCAGAUGUGAAUCCAUUCUUGGCUCCCCGCUCUGCGGCUGUGCCUCUCAUUAACCCAGCUGGACUUGGACCUGGUGGGCCUGGGCAUCUUCUUUUGAAACCCAUCUCAGAUGUGUUGCCCACAUUUACACCUUUGCCAGUGUCACCUGACAACAGCGCUGGAGUUGUGUUGAAAGACCUUUUAAAGCAAUAGAUGAUUCUCAAGCCAGAGACAACAUACGUAGCACUUUAAAAGAAACCAUGAACACUAUAUGUAUGUACUUUAUCACAAAGUGGCCUUUCAGAAGAAGUCAUGUAUUUGCAGUUGUACAUUCUCUAAACUUAAUAAAAAUAUUCUUUUUGCUUUAGAAAUUGCAGGUGUCACAGGAGGAAGUGUUUCCUAAAUUAUAUGCUUUUUUCCUUCUCUGAUUUGACCUAUUUUAAGCUAGAAACAUUUGAUCUUUAAUCUUAAUUUACAAAAAUUAAGAAAAGUAUAAAGAUAAAAAUUUCUAGUAGCUGUAUAUCAGCUCUUUAUUUCUAUGAUUUUCAAGCUCAUUUAAGCUAGAGACAUGUGGUUUAUCUUUUAAAGAUAAUCAAGAGAUUUACAAAAAGACUGAGAAAAUAAUAGUAGUGGCUUAUCUGUAUGGUGCAAACAAUUGAUCUGAAGCAUAUAUUGGUCAUCUUUUUUUUUCCCCCAUUAGUCCUGUUGAGAGGAAUUUGUGUAGACAGGCCAACAACAGGCUUGUCCCUGGGAGAUCACAGGUGUCCUGAGGUGGGAUGUGUGUGUGUGUUUGGUUCUAUGCAAUUUUAUCACACGUGUAGGUCAGUGUGAUCACCACUACAGCACAGUGCAGAUACCCAACGGUUUCGUCAAGCCUCUCUUGAGUUGUCUUUUGUUUUAUAAUUGUGGCCUCCUCCUUCCCAUCCCGUACUCGCCUAGCCUCUGGCAACCACUGACUGCUCUCCAGCUCUGUAAUUUGGUCAUUUCAAGAGUGCUGUGUAAAUCGACUUGUGGAGGAUGUAACCUUCUCGAUUGGCUUUUUUCACUCAACAUAAUUCCCUGGAGACCCAUCCAAGUUGUUAGGUGUAUCGGUAAUUUGUUCCUUUUUAAUGUUAAGUACAUACUGUGGAGAUAUGAUUUAGUUUUAAGAGCCAAGGUAUCUUUUUAUUUUAUUUUUUAUUUUUUUAAGAUUUUAUUUAUUUAUUCGAAAGAGAUAGAGACAGCCAGCGAGAGAGGGAACACAAGCAGGGGGAAUGGGAGAGGAAGAAGCAGGCUCAUAGCAGAAGAGCCUGAUGUGGGACUCGAUCCCACAACGCCGGGAUCACGCCCCGAGCCGAAGGCAGAUGCCCAACCGCUGUGCCACCCAGGCGCCCCCAAGGUAUCUUUUUAAAGGUAUCAUCUCAAAACUGUUUGCUUACACAGAUGCACACAGCUUCCGUGUAAGUGUUAAGUCAAAUAGCUGCAUUUACGUACCUACGAUUAGCAAUAUCACAGAACGGGACGCCUCCUGCCUCUGUCUGCCGUGUGGUAGAAGAGGAGCGCCGAUCCAGGAGGCCCCAGUUCUCAUCCUCUUGGUCACUGAGGGCAGGACGUCACCAGCACCAGCACCCGGUGUUUGGAACUGAAGAGGAAGGGAGUAGUUCUUUAAUUUUUUACAAACCCGUCCUAAUCUUGACCUGGAACUUAAUUAUAUCAGGAUGUUCAUGUUUGUAUUAGUCGUUGGAGUUGUACAUUUAAAGACAUUUCUUGCGAAUUUUGUAAAUUUCAGUAUGCCUUGAAAAUCUGUGUAAUAAGGAAAGGUAAAAGAUAACUAAUCCAAAUAUGUAAAUAGGCCUGCCCUGGCCAGGGUUCAAUUUGGUUGUUUGUAAAUUUUGCUGUGAUUAACUGUCUACUGUAUUUAGAUUGGAAGAUUAGAAGUCUUCAUGUGUGGAUGGGUAAAGCUUGUUUUUCUGAAAUGUUUAGUAGCCGAGAUGUCACUGCCUCAGGACAUCCCCCAUCUCGUGAGUUGAUGUAUUUAUAUUUCCGUUCUUAGUUUAGUCCACUGUACAGGAAGUUGUUGUACAGGUUCUAUAUUAGAACUGCCAAACCGCCUCUUGUCCAUUUUGCCCAUUAAUUACUUCUCUAUGAAAUUAUUACCCUUAGGUUUUGUACGAUCCUUCCAAAGAUGCUUUCACUGGCCAUCCUAGAUUAUGUGCUGCUUGCCAUUGACAUUUCAUUUCAGUGUGGAGCAUCUGAAAUAAAAGUUUCUCAGUUAAAAAAAAAAAAAAGACACAUGAUCCUUCAUUUUGGAGAAAGAGAACAUGCAAAAAAAAAAAAUUUCGUCUUUUAAUUUGAAAAGGAGAUGCAUGCUACGUAUUUAAGUAGCAUAUCAUCAUAUUUUAAAGACCUUUGAGGACAUUUUGGGCAUCCCCCCCAUGGUUUUAUGUAAGUUUGAAAGCUGUUAUGGGUGGAUUGCGUAUCUAAACAUCACAUCAUGACCGUCCAUGGCUGCUAUUUAAAUAAGUAUGUGACCUUGUCCUCAAGCUGUGGUACCUAAUGUUUCAGUUGUAUCAUGGUUGAAACUAUAGCUCACUGGUAUGCAUACUAAGUGUUUGUUGAUCUAAACCAGACGUAACUCAUCUACUUUUCUGAAACCAAGUUGUGUCAGAGAUGAGCCAUCUGCUCAAGGAAUCUUAGUAACCAUACAGUGAGGAAGCAUAUAAUUGUUAUGUUAGCAAUAGGACAUGGCGAACGGUAUUUUUACUGCAAUAUUUUAACUACAGUACUUUUACUGUUUACUUCUCUCUAAACUUACUAGAAUUUUUGGUUGAAUUUUGCUUUAGCUGCCAGUUUUUCACAACAUUCCUAAUGAUUUUCAACCGCUAUAAUAUAGUAGAAAAGCCAUCCAUCCAGCCAUUGAAUUUGAUUUUAAUAUAAUCCUGGGUCAUGGUUGGUUGAGUUUUAGUCCCUGCCAUUAUCGAUUUUUAAAAGAAAAAAAAAAGUAACAAAAACAUGGGGAAAAAGGAAUGACUUUCUUAAAACCAGACAAUUAAAAUAUUAACUAUCCUCUGCAAAUAAAGCCUCCCAUUUAUUGUAACCUUUUAAUGGUUAAUUGAAAAGCGGAAAAAGACUCAAAAUACUCAUCCGAUCACUAGAUGGGAAACAAACUUCGUCUUCAGGGAUAAGGGGAGUGAUAAGAAUUAGUGGGGGAGUGCCAUUAUGCGUCAGACUUAAAACAUUUGACUCUGAUUUUUCAAGCCAGUGGAGUUUUUCAUAUAUCAAAGUAUUUAAAACGUCUUCCAUCCACAAAAAUUUCCUUUAAUUUUGUAAAUAUCAAGUAAGUAUAACUGAUAUUUAUUUUAUAUAUUCCUAUGGAAAAAGUAAUGGUAUUUAAUGUUCUGACAUUUGUGAUUAUUUGCCAUUCUUUACUUUUUAACUUAUUAAGGUUUCUCUAAUUAAACUUGGUAAGUUGUCUUUUGGUUUUUAGGGAAAUAUCGAAAUGUGGGACAUUUACAACCCAACCUUAAUAUUGGGUUGUGUUUUAUAGAGCUAAAGUCAAUGCAUUUCUGAAUUUCUCAGGAGCACUGCAAGGCAAAAAAAAAUACUCCAAAUAAAAAUGAUAUAUGUAAGUUGGCAAUGUCUUUAUCCACAAUAAAAAAAUUUUUUUAGCAAACA
This is a messenger RNA of Ailuropoda melanoleuca (giant panda), 9378 nucleotides long. RefSeq names its product thyroid hormone receptor interactor 11 (gene TRIP11). Gene Ontology annotation, biological process: Golgi organization; endoplasmic reticulum to Golgi vesicle-mediated transport. Bases 1 to 5937 code for a protein of 1978 amino acids. The record is from RefSeq and is a predicted model, not a curated record. NCBI's taxonomy places the organism in Eukaryota, Metazoa, Chordata, Mammalia, Carnivora, Ursidae. Gene Ontology annotation, cellular component: Golgi apparatus. The transcript is spliced from 21 exons. Gene Ontology annotation, molecular function: small GTPase binding.